UUGCCAUGAAAAAGAGAUAAAGCUCUCAGUCUCCCACACAAACUGGCAGGAUUUAAACUUCCCCUAGAUUCUGAAUUAUACAGGAGCAUCCUGUUAAACUUUACCCCAGCUGAGGCGAGGUGCAGAGAACUGGACGAGCUGGAGGAGUAACAAGUUCCACUUUUACUCUUUUUAUUUCAUGAUCUGGGUCACUUAACCCUUUGUUUUUUCGGGCUGAGGAUGCGACUGCACAUCCUGUGUAUGACCUGGGCUUCAUCUCUCGUCUUUCUACAAGGCAGGUCUGUUCAGUGUAAAGAGAUGAAGAUACCGACGCGGUCAGUGAAGCCUCCAUCACCCUCAGACUUCCUGGACAAGCUGAUGGGUCGUACGUCUGGCUACGACGCUCGCAUCAGGCCGAACUUUAAAGGUCCUCCAGUCAACGUCACAUGCAACAUCUUCAUUAACAGCUUCGGCUCCAUCACUGAAACAACCAUGGAUUAUCGCCUUAAUGUGUUUCUGAGGCAGCAGUGGAAUGACCCCAGACUGGCCUAUAAGGAGUAUCCUGAUGACUCAUUGGACCUUGACCCCUCAAUGUUGGACUCUAUCUGGAAGCCAGACUUGUUCUUUGCCAAUGAAAAGGGAGCGAACUUCCAUGAAGUUACCACAGACAACAAGCUGCUGAGGAUAUUCCAGAAUGGCAACGUUCUCUACAGCAUCAGACUCACACUCACCCUGUCCUGCCCGAUGGACCUGAAGAACUUCCCCAUGGACAGCCAGAUAUGUAUAAUGCAGCUAGAGAGCUUUGGCUACACAAUGAAUGAUCUGAUAUUUGAGUGGCUUGAUGUGGGGGCGGUUCAGGUGGCCGAUGAUCUUGUUCUGCCUCAGUUCCUGCUGAAGGAGGAGAAGGGCCUGGGCUAUUGCACCAAACACUACAACACAGGCAAAUUCACCUGCAUCGAAGUGAAGUUCUACCUGGAGCGCCAGAUGGGUUAUUACUUGAUUCAGAUGUACAUCCCGAGCCUGCUGACAGUCAUCUUGUCCUGGGUGUCCUUCUGGAUCAAUAUGGAUGCAGCCCCGGCGAGAGUCGGCCUUGGCAUCACAACGGUUCUCACCAUGACGACACAGAGCUCGGGCUCAAGAGCAUCUUUACCAAAGGUGUCUUACGUGAAAGCGAUAGACAUCUGGAUGGCCGUUUGUCUUCUGUUCGUGUUUGCUGCACUGUUGGAGUACGCUGCCGUUAAUUUCGUUUCACGACAGCACAAGGAGUUUUUCAGACUUCGGAAGAAGCUGAAGGAGCAACAGCGUCAGAGAACCCAGGGAAGCGGUGACAGUAAGGUGAAGGGAAACAACACGUCAGGCAACAGUGCGACUCACGGGACCGUAACCCCCCAGUGCAGCGUCUGUGCCAGGGAAGAGGAGCUGGCACAGCAGGGUUUACUCAUCCAGAGUUAUGGACUUGCACUGACAGCAGGAGGCGCCCCUGAGAUGGACGCAACACCAGUGUUCGCUGACCUGCCUCCAGGUUUAGGCUACUACGAGAUACGGAAGCGCUUUGUGGACCGGGCCAAACGGAUUGACACUAUCUCUCGAGCGGUGUUCCCCAUGAGCUUCCUGAUGUUUAAUGUCCUCUACUGGCUCACCUACAAAGUCCUGCGACACGAGGAGGUCCAGUCCACUCUGUGAGCGUGCUGUGACUUCAGUUUGCUCACUGAAACAUUUACAGACUGCCGAGAGUUGCCAGCUGAGGCAGAUGUGGUGUGACUGCGAGUCCAGUGCCACAGGGAAAGUCCAAAACAUGGAGGAAGUCCAUGGGUUCUUUUGAAUAUUUAAUUCAUCUGAAGAAAUCCACUUUUGAUUUAUUCUGAUGUUUUAUACAUGACACAUCAGAGCAUGUUUGUACACUGGGCAUCUUGGCUAUCAAGUUCAGUUUUGUAAACAGCAGCGCAGUUUGUUGUUUCACACAGUUCUCGAGCUGCCUGCCACAACUUUAUCAGUAUUGUGACUGGACAACCAAGCCACAUUUGACAUGAACAGAUCAGCUAAACAUUAAAACCCAAGAAGAAUUAACAUCUGCAGCAGCUGCAUGUUGUGCUUCUCUGCGACGCCAUGAUGCAAUCCAUCGUCCAUAUGGUUAUUUUCAUUCAAAAAACAUAAAUUAUUGAUCUAUUACCACUUCCACUUGCUUAUCUUGAGACAAACUUUUCAUGUUUUUUUUUUCAUAGUUUCAUGUGAACGUCGACUUUUUAAAUGCUAUGGGUGGCUUUUUUUCUUUUGGUGAUAGUUCACUCACAAUCUUCUGCACGUUGCUGGAUAUUGUGAAAAUAUUAGUUAAUUUCUUUUCUGGCGUGCUGACUUUUGUAGCAGCCUGCCUUUUAAUGAGGUCAUACUGGGGGAUGCAGUUGAUGUCAAGUCAUGCGCAGGCUGCUCUUAUUGGAUGAGUCAUCAUCUGCUGGGUGUGACAAGUUUACCCAUCAUUUGAAAGUAACGUGCUAUUGUUGAGUUGACUGUCAAAUAUUAUUUUAAUAGGAUGCAGUAAGGUUUCACUGCUAUCAUGUUUCUGUUCUCUUUGGAUGACAGGUUUAUAGCAAUAAUACACAAAUAUAAACAACAGAUGAGAAGGAAGAACCAAGGGAGUCAACAAACCGGGUGGAAUCAGAAAACUAGGCACAGUAAGGAAAAGCACAAAGAGGUUCAGAAGCACACACUCAGGAUAGAAGAACAACAAAAAGCUCAUGCACCAGAGAAUAUAUGAGAAAAUGCCAAGGACCAAUGGAGAGGUCAAACUAAAGGGGGCCACGCACAUAACGAUAUUCAUGGAGCGCUCAGAAGGAGACGCAUCUUGGUAUAUUUAACUUGACUUGAUGAGAGCAAAACACUAUUUUUUAGUAAAGCACUGCAAUAUGCCUCUCCCGGUCUGUUCCUUCAGGUGUCCAGGCGGCAUCUGUUCCUUUCCUUUAGUUAUUAUGAUGUUUCUAUUCGGAGUUAUUCUGUUUUUUUAAAAAAGGCAUAUGAAAACCACCAUCAUGGUGCGUCUUGUGUUUUUCGGUUGUUGUGAUGCUUCCACUCGGUAUCAUCACGUAUGAUCGCAUGAGAGUUCUGGCUUCGAGGACAGGCUUCUCAGUGCUAAGAGUUGGGGAGGUGCAAUCUUUUUGUGUGUGGUGUGCUGCGAUGAGAUUAUUGGGGCGCACUACAGACUGCAUCAUUUUUUUAACUUCAUGUGCAAGGCCUCUGACAGAUGAAAAAAAAAGAUCGAUUAGAAGAUAUUGUGAAACAUGUAGCCCCCGCACACAUGUGUGACACCUCAGGCAGUUCUCUCAUAAUCGAUUCACCAGAUUGGAGAACAUGGAUCUGUUGACUGUAACAGAAUGGCCUUUUAUUUUUCUUGCUGAGUUGACUCAAAUAUUUCAAAUGCACUUUAUAAGUUGAUAGUCUGCUUUAAAUGCAUAUUAUUUUUACACGUACAUUUAUAAUAAUAAUAAUAAUAAUGAUUAUUAUUAUUUAAAUUCAUUACAGCAACUGUUUGUAAAUUCAUGUUUUCUAUGUGUUGAGGAAAAAGAUUGACCUGCAUAAAUGUGAACAUCUCUUUUUUUUAUUCCUGAAGUUGUGAACACUUUACUUUGAAAAAAAAAAACCCAAAACAUAAAAAAGCCCCAUCAGGAUGGUAACUUAAUUUUGCACUAAGCACAGCAAAGAACAUACAUCAAUUAAAAUAAUUUUAACUUAUUAGUGUCAUUCAUUUAUUUUAACUUCUUAAGAUGCAGUAUUGUUGGUAGAACGUAUUGUAUCUCUUGUUUUUAAAAGUUUGCCCUCCUACCACUAAAUGGCACUAUUUCCACAACCAGGUACAGUACUUGAAUUUUAAGAUAUGCAACUUCUGAUCGUUCCUUCUUGUUAGUCUGAUGCUUAUGAAGCACUUUUGUGUUUCCUUUUCUAUUUAUUUUUAUGGGGAAGGAACCAAGCUUCGUGCUUUUAGGGCUUCAACCCUUGAGCCACGUGUAAUGACUGAUGAUGCAGUGACUUAAUGUGGUCCUUGGUUGUGUGUUUCUGUGUUCACAUCGCUGAAGAUUUUAAUUAUUUCCAAGUCCAUUUUCAAUGGAAAAUAAACCUGGACAUGAAGCGCAGUUGUGGUGAAUAUUUUAUUUAAACGGACACAUGCAGAACAUACAGAACACAGAACUGCUCUUUGCCUGUGUGUGGGUCUGAUAUGUCUUGUGUUAUAAGAGCAUUGUGUAUUAUAUACAUAGCGGUCUGUGUAUAUAUUAUUUAUCUCAUUUUUUUCAUUUAACAUCGUUUCAAAGAAUUGGGGAAUUUUCAGAUAGUGAUGUUUUUUUACCUUUAUUUGUUUUUUACCUGUCGAUUGAUUUAAGACACACACUGUACAUGACUCCUAAAUAAACAUGAAAAACCCACACAUCGUUUGCAGAAACACACAGAGAUAAUUCUUGAAGACACCCUAAGAGAGUUUAUUUAUUUUUCUUGAAUUUUUAAUUUACAUAUAUGGCUUGUUCAGUUUCUGUUAGCAUAUUUUGUUCUUCAUAUUGAUAUUGAUAUACAAUGUUCCUAAACGAUUGCACAAGUUAAGAGAUUUAUUGCUUCAUCUGUGUAUUUCCAUUUACAUACAAUUGUUUUAUGCAAUCAUUCUGUUCUGAGUAUUUGCAAACAUUAAUUCUCAUUUUUACCUUGUUUUUAUGUUGUGUCCUUUCACUUCCUCACUUCAGUUUCAUUCUGACAUUAUUCAGCUUUUCCUAGUUAUUAUUUUUCUACGUGCCCUACACAGCAUGCCUUUUCACUCAUGACUUUAAGAUGUCCUUAAAAUGUCUAUUUCAGGUGGCGGCUUUGAUGCUAGUUUAUCAUUUAUUCAGGACCUGUCUUGGUUACAGUAGGUCAACAUUUAUAUUUUACAAGAAGCAUAAUGGAGGUAGUGAUCUUUACAGCAGCUUUACGCUGUUGUUACCUGCAAAGGUUCACUCACCUUUAUCAGUUGAUACUAACUGAACACGAUAAUGUCAUUCUGAAUGUAUAAUGGAAAUCACCUGUUAUCCUAGAAUAUCGAAUUGUCAAAGCAAAAUUUCAAAAGUAAAAAAGGGCAGUGUGCAGUGUCCAGCAGGUUGUGAGCAGAACUAUUUGCUGAUGUCAGAGGUCAGAGGAUCAGAGGUCCAGAUGACUGCAGCUGUAACUCAAAAUAUCAUGUUACUGCCAUGCCAUACUAAAUACUGUGUCCUGACUACUGACAACCUGAGAUAAAAUAUUUGUAGUUUGGUGAUGUGUAAUGAUAAAAUAAUGCUUAUUUGUAAUACAUCCUAUCACACACAUGUGUCAGUCAUGGUUUUCCUUUCAUACACCAGACGUUGAUCGCUUUAAUCCCGUCAGUCAUUGUAAUUGGCU
Molecule: messenger RNA, 5364 nt
Organism: Synchiropus splendidus (mandarinfish)
Lineage: Eukaryota; Metazoa; Chordata; Actinopteri; Syngnathiformes; Callionymidae
Gene: glra4b
Product: glycine receptor, alpha 4b
Exons: 10
Coding region: 220-1662 (480 amino acids)
Biological process (GO): regulation of membrane potential; nervous system process; signal transduction
Cellular component (GO): synapse; plasma membrane; neuron projection
Molecular function (GO): chloride channel activity; transmembrane signaling receptor activity; glycine binding
Source: RefSeq, a predicted model, not a curated record